Phycomyces blakesleeanus NRRL 1555(-) is the source of this 1449-nucleotide messenger RNA. RefSeq lists its product as hypothetical. The annotation marks the transcript as partial. Gene Ontology annotation, molecular function: nucleic acid binding; ATP binding. Gene Ontology annotation, cellular component: mitochondrion. The transcript has a single exon. The record is from RefSeq and is a predicted model, not a curated record. Lineage: Eukaryota; Fungi; Mucoromycota; Mucoromycetes; Mucorales; Phycomycetaceae.
GUUAUUGUUAGCGUAGAAGAGACCGUACCUGAAGUUUCAGCAAAGAAGAGAUUCGACUCCAUCGAAGCUAUCAACCCUGUCACCCAGCGCACCUUGAGCAAGCUGUUCAAGUAUGAAGAGAUGUCCCCUGUCCAAGAAGCAGUUCUCUCUAAACUUCCCAACACAAAUGACAUGUUUGUCAAGGCAAAGACAGGUACCGGAAAGACUCUUGCUUUCCUUAUCGCUGCAAUUGAGACCGCAAUGGCUGGAAAGACUCCCAAAGACCUCCAGUACUUUGAAGGAACCUCGAUCAUGAUCAUUUCGCCCACUCGUGAGUUGGCUAACCAGAUCGCCGACGAGGCUGCUAAGCUCUGCUCCCACUAUCCCUUCAAGGUCCACUGCAUGGUCGGUGGUGACUCUAAGCGCCGUCAGAUUAUGGGUUUGGAACGCAGACGUUGUGACAUCGUAGUUGCUACCCCUGGUCGUCUCAACGAUAUGCUUUCCAGCGUUCCCAACUUCAAGAAGAUGUGUGAGAACCUCAAGGUUCUUGUGUUGGAUGAGGCCGAUCAAUUGCUCGACAUGGGUUUCAAGGCCGAACUCCAGCGCAUCUUUGCCAACAUUCCCGAAGAACGUCAGACCAUGCUCUACUCUGCCACAAUCUCCCAGGACAUCCGCCGCAACCUUGGUGACUUUGCCCUGUCUCCUAAAUACGAUCUCAUUGACACCGUCGGUAAGGAUGACAACACCCACGUCCACGUCAAGCAGUCUGCUCUCGUUGCUCCUUACGGCGAGCAGCUCGGUCUUGUCCGCAACCUAUUGACCAACUACGAGUCUGCCAACACCGGUAAAGUCAUCGUCUUUUUGCCCACCACAAAGUCCACAAUCUUGUACAGCCAUUUGUUCAAGAUGCUUAUGCCCAACCGCACAAUCUAUGAGAUCCACUCCAAGAAGACUCAGGAACAGCGUACCCGUAUCUCCGAUCGCUUCAGAAAGACAUCCGGCGGUAUCUUGUUCACUUCUGACAUCUCUGCCCGUGGUGUUGACUACCCUGGUGUUUCGCUCGUUCUCCAGGUCGGUGUUCCCUCUACACGUGAACAGUACAUCCAUCGUCUUGGUCGCACUGGUCGCGCUGGUCGCGAAGGUGAGGGUGUCAUUCUGCUGGCUCCUUUCGAAAAGGACUUUUUGAAGAGAGAGAUUGGUGAUCUUCCCGUACAGAACCUCAUUGCCCCUACCAUUGCUGAUGAGGAUAUCGAGGCUACCGAACGUCUCACCAAGGCUGCGUUGAACUCCAUUGAUGAAGACAUGGUCAGAGAGGUUUAUACUGGCUUCCUUGGCUACUAUGCUGGUCGUGUUGCCACCCUUGGUCUCCCCCGCGCAUCUGUCGUUGAACAUGCCAACGAUUUCUUGCGUGGCUUCGGUAUCACAGACAUUCCUCACCUGUCUCCCCGCUUCCUCGCACAGCUUGGCCUU